AUGGCCGACGGGAGCAAACCGACGAAGGUGAUAUCCUUCUUCGGCGUGCCCGCUCUCUUCAUCGGGUUGACGAAGGGGCCGCCGGAGCAGGAGCCGGCGAGGAGCCCCACCUCUCCCCUCGACGGCAAGGCCUUCCGGUCUCCUCGAUCGCCGCCGGCCUUGGACAGGGCCGCCCUCGGCCUGGCCGACCUGCUCCUCCUCCUCCAGGGCACCGAAUCCAUGGCCGCCAAGCUGCCAGUCUCCGCUCCUCCUCUCAGAGCACCGACUACGCAGGUCAACUCAGCUCUGCGAGUCCCCAUCGAGCGCUCUGAGGACUACACCUGCGUAAUCUACCGCGGAGGUGAAAACCCUGGGACCACGCACAUCUUCGGGGACCGCGUCGUGGGGAGCCACGCCGGCGACGGAGGAGGGGGAAGAAGAUGGCUGGAGUGGACGGUGGCGUGCCCCGAGGAGGAGCCGCCGGCACCGCUGCCGACGCCGGAGGAGUUCCUCAAGGCCUGCCAUCUCUGCAAGAGGGACCUGGAAGGGAGGGACGUCUACAUUUACAGGUAGUGUACCUCUCGCAUCGCCGAUGGAGCAGGCGAUGAAUGAAUGGGUGGGUGGGGAGGGGUGGGAUUUCUGAGUCCAAGUGCUUCUCCGUUGUUCACGCCUGUCGCUUGUCCUCCUCUGCAGAGGGGAGAUGGCCUUCUGCAGCAGCGGCUGCCGCGCGCUGGGGAUGCCGGACGAAGAAGAGGACGCGGUGGAGGAUUGUUACUGUCCGUCCUCCUGA
Spirodela intermedia is the source of this 769-nucleotide messenger RNA. The record is from the annotation of a GenBank genome assembly. NCBI's taxonomy places the organism in Eukaryota, Viridiplantae, Streptophyta, Magnoliopsida, Alismatales, Araceae.